AUGGCCAGAAUAGGUCGCGGAGGGUUUCUAGCCCUGGCAGUGGUCUUCCACUUAGUCUACCUCUACUCGAUCUUCGAUAUAUAUUUCGUCAGUCCCAUUGUGCAUGGCAUGAGACUCUAUGGGAUCCCCCAAGAGAAAGCGCCGGCAAAGAGAUUAGUCUUGUAUGUUGGCGACGGUCUCCGCGCAGAUAAAGCCUUCCAGUCCUUCCCAGACCCGUCUCCUCCCGACCCAGCCAAUGCCGACCUGACUCCUCGACCUUUGGCAACCUUUCUGCGCUCCCGAGUCCUCGAGCAUGGCACCUUCGGCGUUUCCCAUACACGAGUACCAACGGAGUCACGGCCCGGUCAUGUUGCCCUCAUAGCUGGCCUUUACGAAGACGUCUCCGCAGUCACAACGGGAUGGAAACUGAACCCAGUCGACUUCGACAGCGUUUUCAACAGAAGCCGGCACACAUGGAGUUGGGGCAGUCCCGACAUCCUCCCAAUGUUCAAGGAAGGUGCGGUUCCAGGUCGAAUCGAUGCGGACACGUAUGGUGCAGAAUUCGAGGACUUCUCGCAGGAUGCGACAGCGUUGGACGUCUGGGUCUUUGACAGGGUCAACGACCUCUUCAAAUCCGCCAGCACAAAUUCUACAUUGGAUGCCAUGCUUCGCGAGGACAAGAUCGUUUUCUUCCUCCAUCUGCUAGGGUUGGAUACAACCGGGCACUCGUACCGCCCGUAUUCCAAGGAAUAUCUGCACAAUAUCAAGGUUGUGGAUCAAGGUGUUCAGGAAAUAACCAAUCUGAUUGAAGAGUUCUAUGGCGAUAGCGAAACAGCUUAUGUUUUCACCGCUGAUCACGGUAUGAGCGACUGGGGCAGUCACGGCGAUGGUCAUCCUGACAACACAAGAACUCCAUUAAUUGCCUGGGGAGCUGGUGUUGCUGAACCUCGACUUUCUGUUGGCGAGAAAGCUCCUGGCCAUGAGGAUGGUUUCUCGUUCGACUGGGGGUUUGACCAUAUCCAACGACAUGACGUUGAUCAAGCCGAUGUUGCAGCCCUCAUGGCAUACCUUGUCGGAGUUGAGUACCCUGUGAACUCUGUUGGAAAGUUGCCCUUGUCCUAUCUAGCUGCGACGCCAGAAAAGCAAGCCAAUGCAUUCCUAGUCAAUACGAAACAGGUCCUGGAAAUGUACAGGGUCAAGGAGGAGCAGAAGAAGUCGACUUGCUUGAAAUAUCAGCCAUAUCCUCCGUUCUCCAAGGCCAACGCAUCAAUUGCUGCUAGUAUCUCAGCGAUUGAGAGUGCGAUUGCAAACAACCAGCACGAACUUGCCAUUCAGCUCUGCUCGGAUCUGUUCAGUCGCGCUCUCCAAGGGCUGCGCUAUCUACAAACGUACGACUGGCUUUUCCUCCGAGCUCUCAUUACCAUCGGGUAUCUUGGCUGGAUAACCUAUGGUAUUACUACAGUCAUCGACCUGCAUGUCCUGCAUGGUGCCGUGGCGGAAAGAAGGACAACAGCUUCUCUUCUGGCGUUCUCCUCUAUUCUUGUUGCACUGUAUUCGUUCUUCAUCAUCGAGCGAUCACCAGUGACGUAUUAUGGAUACGCAGCGUUUCCUGUCUUUUUCUGGGAAGAAGUCUUUGCUAGGAGAAAAGCCUUGUUCUCCGGCUCUAAAGUUCUUCUCGGGGAUAUUCAAGGGUUCUCCAAGUCCAGCUCCCUCCUUGUGCAGGCCUUUUGCUUCUUGUUUGUCAUUGAGGGUUUGGUUCAAGCAUACUUCCACCGGGGCAUUCUCACCGUGUUAUACCUUCUCGGAGCAGUCUUCCCUGCAUCAUACGGCGCAGAUUUCGUCAAAAAGAAUAAACUAGUACUCCUUGCAUGGGCAGCUGGCUGCCUGGUCCUCAGCACCUUCACAUUUCUUCCUGUUGUCAAGGUUGAGAGUCCAACUAUGAUAACCGCAGGCGGCCUUCUGAUGUUCGGGGCAGGCCUGCUUUACCUUACCUUCGAGCACGAUAUUACGUCGCAGUCUAAAUCUGCGGGCGCAUACAGCGACACAAACAUACUUUCUCGAACUCUGAUGGGACUUCAAACUGGCAUCAUCCUUCUGACGGUCAUCGUCACGCGUUCGAGCGUCGCCUCACUUCAGGCAAAGACAGGCCUCCCGGUUGGAAAUCAAGUUGUUGGCUGGCUCGUCCUUUCAGCUUCAGUCAUCCUCCCCUUCGUCCACCGAAUAGCACCAAACAAACACUAUCUACACCGCUUAGUCAUUAUCUUCCUUACCUUCUCACCGUCCUUUGUCCUCCUCACAAUCUCUUACGAGGGGCUCUUCUACUUUACCUUUUGCUUUAUCCUCCUCGCCUGGCCAAACGCAUCUCAACCUCAGCCAAACGCAUCUCAACCUCCUCCGAGCAGCAUCACCAUAACCUCGAAAUCGCCCACUUCGUUGAACAUACAUCCUGAGCAAACGUUCCGGACUCUCUCCCUGCCCGACCUCCGCCGCGCCCUCUUCUUCCUCUUCUUCCUACAAUCCGCCUUCUUCUCAACCGGAAACAUCGCCUCUAUAUCGUCCUUUUCACUCGACGCAGUUUACCGCCUCAUUCCCGUCUUCGACCCUUUCUCCCAAGGCGCCCUCCUGCUCUUCAAACUCAUGGUGCCUUUUGCAAUUAUCUCUGCUGCACUUGGCAUCCUGAACCGAAGGCUAGGACUGCAGUCCUCGGCACUGUUCAUGACGGUGAUGAGCAUCAGUGACAUCAUGACGCUGAAUUUUUUCUGGAUGGUGAGGGACGAGGGGAGUUGGUUGGAUAUAGGGACGACGAUUAGUCACUUUGUGAUUGGGAGUCUGUUGUGUGUUUUCGUCGCUGGAUUGGAAGGGGUAAGCCAGGCUCUCAUCAGUGGUGUGGAGGUGGAUAGCUUUGAGCACAGGACGAAAGAGAGGGGAGGCAUUGAGGCGGUCGACGGGAAGGCUGCGCAAGAAAAUGGUGGGGCCAAUGGCCACGCGAAGGUAGUAAAGAAGGGCAGGGAAGGUGUAGAUGAGCGACUAGUCAUUGAUUAG
Molecule: messenger RNA, 3021 nt
Organism: Cladophialophora yegresii CBS 114405
Lineage: Eukaryota; Fungi; Ascomycota; Eurotiomycetes; Chaetothyriales; Herpotrichiellaceae
Product: phosphatidylinositol glycan, class N
Exons: 3
Coding region: 1-3021 (1006 amino acids)
Biological process (GO): GPI anchor biosynthetic process
Cellular component (GO): endoplasmic reticulum membrane
Molecular function (GO): mannose-ethanolamine phosphotransferase activity
Source: RefSeq, a predicted model, not a curated record